Messenger RNA from Desarmillaria tabescens, 2559 nucleotides. Its product is annotated as FYVE zinc finger-domain-containing protein. Lineage: Eukaryota; Fungi; Basidiomycota; Agaricomycetes; Agaricales; Physalacriaceae. Bases 161 to 2476 code for a protein of 771 amino acids. Gene Ontology annotation, molecular function: metal ion binding. The record is from RefSeq and is a predicted model, not a curated record. The transcript is spliced from 7 exons.
CAACUAUCACGUUGCUCAGCAGCAGCAGCAGUGCUCAGCCUCCGGCGCUGUCGAGGUUCUAUCUGGCCCAACUACAGCGACGCUGUAUCCUUCCCAAAUACCUUUAUAACUGGUUACGGGACGUGAUCAUUUAACGAAGCUACUGCCGCUCUUCACCAACAUGCAGGAUCCAGAGAGUCCACCACCAAACGUCCCGUAUCAGGCUUACAGGUCGAAAAGGCACUCGCGCAAUGUCUCGAACUCGCGGCUCACGCCCAAUGCUUCACCUCCACCGUCAUUAUCCAGGCCGACGAGCAUCAUUGGCCCACCAGCACAGUUGAAUUACGAUUCGUGGGAGAAGGAUUCCGUGGCAACGUUCGCCUUAAAGGCACAGACGCCGUCAACGGAGCCAAUUGUUGUGCUGGAACCUACUGCGCCUGAGACGAUUAAUGGCCUUCCAAGUCCGCCCGACUCUCCGAAUACCAGUGAACCUCCGGAGCCGCCAAAAGAAAACGGGGCGGUGCCAUUGAUGGUCGAGCCGACGACGACGACACACGAACACCAUUUAGAUCACCAUGAGACACCUCCAACGGCCCCUUCAUCACCUACCGCAUCAUCUUCCGGUAGUCCAUCGCAAGUCAGCCAGCCUUUGCCGCGCGCUAACAAUGUACGCAAAGCUUCCACGUUUCGCUAUGUCCCCAGAACAUCCCGGACACUCAAGACACCUUCUCUUCUGGGUCCUCAACAUUCUCGCACGGGUUCCGCCACCGCCGCCGUACCCAGUAAUCUUCGGCACAGUAUGCCUCCGACAGAUAAUGCAUAUUCUGCAAGCCGGUCCAGUCCUCUCCUCUCCCCAGACUCUUCGAGCCGGAUAACACCCUCACCAGCACCCUUACCUCUGCCCAAGGACAACAAGCCAACUUCAGAUACCAAAUUGACGACUAUUACUAACGGCACCAUUAAUGGAAGCGGAAGCACAUUUGUACCAUCUCAUGCAUCACCAUCAUUAUCCCCUUCACCUCAAGCAGUUACGCCACCAACACGAACGAUCUCUCUACAUCCAUCUCCAUCCGUUUCACCCGCUCCUAGACCCCCUUCCUCUGGAUCAGUUCGUCCUACACCUUCUAGAUCAUCCACGUCCACACCUCCCCCCGCGACACCCAUAAUACGAUCAGACGCCCCAUACCGACCAGGUUUCCAACCGAGAGGUGUUUACCGACCCCGAACAGAUGAAUUUCUUGCCCUCCGAAAAAUCUCACGAGAUGGCGUGGAGGAAUCAGGCAUGCAGAAACGGAUGGAACGCACCAAAUUGGAAAGAAGGCUCGAGAAGUUGAUCGCGCUUCACUUCCCAGUGGGAGGCCGUUCUGUUGCUGGUGAUGAGAAACAUCUUCGACCGGGAGGGAAUCGUCGGGCGUCAUCGUUAUUUGACCUGGAAUUUGGCGAUUUGAAACGGAUGAGUUUAUCAGAUGCCACCGGACUGUGGAAGGGUGUAUUGUCAUCUGGAGGAGGCCAACAUGAUGUACGAGCGGCUGAACAGCGAAUAACACCAUGGGAAGAUGACGCUGCCGUUAGCAAAUGCCCUCUAUGCCGUGCAUCCUUCCAUCCCCUCACAAAUCGGAAACACCACUGUCGACUCUGUGGUAAGAUUAUAUGUUCUCUGCCUGUGAGGCAUCCACAGCGACCUGUCCAGUGUUCAACAUUAUUCGUUGUUGACCCAAAGUCUCGGAAAAUUGAAGAGGUCGGCGAAGGUGUGGACUACGGCGUUAAGAAGAGGCGAGUGGGGAGCAUAAGCGGUCCUGGAGGUGCAGGAAAACGGCCAGUCGAAGAACCGGAGGACGACUCGGAGAAAUUCUUGAAGGGCGUUAGGAUAUGCCAGGAUUGCCGGCCUAUAUUGCUACGACAGCAGUAUCAGCAGGAAAUGAGUGCCGUUCCAACGUUUGCGAAACUGUACCAAGUCCUUCUAGAACUUGAGAAGGAGCUCGAAGACUGCUUGCCUCAGUUUCAAGAACUCAUUGUUAGCCUCAAUCAAGAUGAGCAUCCGACGAAGGAGGCCACCGCAGCACGCAAACGUUUACUCGAUAUCUUUGCGCAGUAUGAUGCUGUUGCGAAACGAAUACGGAAGCUUCCUUGUACCCCGGGAAGCUCUCAAGAUCGUGUUCAGAUGGCUGUCACAACACGGGCGAACAUAUUCCUACAGAAGCAUAUGUUCCCACUUCAAUCACUACCAAAGGCGAAACCUAAACACAAGAAGUCUGCAAGUACAGUGGAGGAAGCCCCAAUCAUUGAUCCUGAUUCGGAGGUUGCCCAUGCGCUUCAACCUUUACUGGAGCAAGAAGCUCUCUUAGAGUCAUUCGUGGAGGAGGCCAACGCGCAUCGGAAGUUUGAGGACGCGAAAGCGCUGAGAAUAAGUCUCGGUGAGAUUCGCGCGGAGAUCGAGCGGAUAUUAGCGAAUGCGGAGAAUGGCGCAGUGAAGGGGAAGGGGAAGAAACGCAGCUGACGGGAACCAAAGCCCGAGCCCUGAUGGAGAUCUCUGGAAGAAAUUUAUGUCUGCUUUCGAAUGCUAAGUUAUCAACCAACGGA